AUGAAGGUGCGGCAGCUACAGGAGGCAGAAGCCAAGUAUCUGGGAUAUUUCACUCACCGCCCCCAGGUUCAGCCUGGUUCAAGCUUUCUCUACGUUUAUCCAAAGGGGAUCCGAGAUCUUCUGGUUUACACCAAGAGAAAUUACAAGAAUCCUGUUAUUUACAUCACUGAAAAUGGGGUUAUUGAUACUAAUAAUACUGCUACCUUACCUCAAGCCCUAGAGGAUCCAGUCAGGGUACUUUACUACUACCGCCAUCUUUUAUUCCUCCGUAGAGCCAUUAAAGACGGUGUGAAUGUCAAAGGUUUCUUUGCCUGGACACUUUUAGAUGACUUUGAAUGGGGCUAUGGUUUUACUUUGAGGUUUGGAAUCAACUUCGUGGACUUUAGUAAUGGCAGCUUGAAAAGAUAUCCUAAGCAAUCGGCUACUUGGUUCAAGAAUUUCCUGCAAAAGUAGAGCUAAU
Messenger RNA from Pistacia vera, 460 nucleotides. RefSeq names its product beta-glucosidase 13-like. Lineage: Eukaryota; Viridiplantae; Streptophyta; Magnoliopsida; Sapindales; Anacardiaceae. The record is from RefSeq and is a predicted model, not a curated record. The coding region runs from base 1 to 453 and encodes 150 amino acids. Gene Ontology annotation, molecular function: beta-glucosidase activity. The transcript is spliced from 3 exons. Gene Ontology annotation, biological process: carbohydrate metabolic process.